UUUGCCAACAGCUAAAUAACGACCGAGUCCGAACUGGGUGUGCUUCAAAGGGUCCUCGGAGGCGGGAGAUAUAUCGCAGCAGUGUCUUUUGAGGCAAUUGCAUCAAAAUCUCGUGGAGUUAGGAUUUGAUAAGGAAAGGGGGAUAAAAUCCCGUGCUUAUUAAUACUCUAUUCAAUUGAAAAACGGGCUGACUUCUCCCUGCGUUUGAGAUGGAAUUCUAUGAGCGGGGAAAGGGAAACAGCACCCACAUACAUAUGGCGAUUCCGCCGCUCAUCGGAGCAGCAGGCCUGGCCUAACUGCAAAACUGUGGGGCAGUGUGACUGAAACUAUCUCCACAUACCAUCAACCAAGGGGGAAGACUGGAACCAUCUUCAUCUGUCAAGUACUGGUACUCAACAUGCUCUUAAGCGAUAAGAGAAUUUGAGCGCGGUUGGGCGGUUGAGCGGGGAUGGACAAGUACCGGGUACUUGUCCAUGCGUCAUAAUGGAACCAAGAAAUGAUUUUACGGAACGUAUGGUUCCUUGAGCCGAAGCCGAUAUAUCAAGCUUAAAACCCCGCCACUGCUGUCAUAAUUACUCACACUGCGUUCAUUUCUAUUGUUUAUAUUCUUUUGCCGAACUUGCUGUUAAACACCGCCAAAUCUCUCAUUCUGCUUGAUAGGCACUUUACACUCUUGUUCCUGUCUGUACUCCGGUCGUGCUAAAAAGUAUCGAGUCGAGAUUGAGGACUCAAAUCGCCAUAUCAAGUCGUUGCGAGGCGUAUCUCAACAUCGAGAAACCGAUGGGUUACCGCCGUCGACAUCGUUAGAAUCGAUCGGAAUCUGAGUUAGACAGGCACAAGUGUCGGAUUCGUGUUGAGGGGAUAGCCACCAAACGGCUCUUCCUCCACCGCCAAUACGACCAAUGCCACCGCAACGCCUACUGCAAAUCGGCUCAAUGCCCCCGAUGAAGCCUUUCCCACUAUACAGCUCUUUAUUCUUGCACUAUGCCGCCUGGCUGAACCCAUCGCCCUAACCUCCAUCUUCCCUUACUCAUGGAUAAUGGUUAAAGACUUUCACAUCGGCCGUGAAAACAAUGCCUCCUUCUACGCCGGAAUUCUCAUUUCUGCCUUUGCUCUGUCGGAGAGCUUGACAGGCAUGUUCUGGGGUGGGCUGUCUGAUAGAGUUGGCCGCAAGCCAAUCCUGCUCUUCGGCUGCGUAGGUACCAUGCUCUCUCUGCUUAUAGUCGGGUUUUCCACUAGUUUUUGGGUAGCACUACUUGGUAGGGUCAUCGGUGGAAUUUUGAAUGGGAAUAUAGGCGUGAUCCAGACAAUGGUGGGAGAGUUGGUCAAGAAGCCAGAACAUGAACCCCGUGCCUACGCGGUUAUGCCAUUUGUCUGGUCUAUCGGCACUAUUAUCGGCCCAGCAAUCGGAGGCUACUUCGCAAGACCCGCUGACUCCUUCCCGGAUGUAUUCUCCCAUUCUGGAAUUUUUGGCAUUUUUCCUUACCUUCUCCCCAACAUUAUUUGCGCGUUGUUGCAGCUCAUGAGUAUCAUAGCAGGGUAUUUGUUCUUGGAAGAGACACAUCCCGACCUACUCAGGGGUGCAGCGGCUGUCGAACAUCCACAUGACGAGGAGGAAUUUGGGGUACCACUGGGCGCAGUGGCUACAACUGGCUCUACAGCUCACGCCUCAGCUGAUCUGCGCGCGAAAUCAUAUGGUACUUUUAACGACGUGGAAAUGCACAAUGACGAAGAAUGGGAUGUUGAGCCGGACGGAAAAUCCCUCGAAAGUUCUGCUGCUGAAGAACCUAAGGUCUUCACGUACCGCGUCACCAUGCUUGUGAUCGCAUUGGGGAUAUUCACCUAUCAUUCCAUGACGUACGAUCAUCUACUACCUAUAUUCCUCCAAGAUGAAAGAUCCGGAACAGCCUCCACAAUCUUAAAAUCACCAUUCAACAUCCCCGGCGGCCUGGGCCUUCCAGUUCAAACAGUCGGACUAAUCAUGGCCGUCAACGGUAUAAUCGCCCUUCUAAUCCAAGCCAUACUCUUCCCACUCCUAGCAGAGUGGCUGGGCGUAUGGAACGUCUUCGUGCUGGUUACCGUCCUACACCCAAUCGCAUACUUCAUCGUCCCCUUCUUGGCCUUCCUCCCGCAAAUCCUACUUUUCCCUGGGAUAUAUAUUUGCCUGACGAUCCGCAACAUAUUCUCCAUCCUAGACUAUCCAGUCCUAUUGAUCCUCAUCAAACAAGCCAGUCCGUCACACUCCGUGAUCGGUAAAAUUAACGGUCUCGCCGCUUCUGCCGGCGCAGCGUGUCGAACAGUUGCGCCGCCGGUUGCCGGGUAUCUUUAUAGCAUUGGCUCGAAAAUCGAAUUCACUGGCCUCGCAUGGUGGGGUAGUGCGAUUGUUGCUAUUGUGGGAGCUUGUCAGCUAUACUUCAUGCAGGGCAAGAAGCACACGACCGUGUCGGUUACGGCGCCGGAUGUCUUUCUUCAUCACCCUCAUCAUGGGGAGGAGGAAGAGCCAUUAAUCCCCGAGAUUGUCCAUGUUACUGUUCAUGAUAACGCUUAGCGGGCUUCGAUUUUCCCUUAGGUUACGCUUGCUUAUUUAGCCUCGUGAAUUGGGUUGAAAUUGCCCCUUACCUGUCCUUCUGCCGUGCUUCUUGCCUUUUACUGGUGGCGUUACUUUACUCCUUGCGGAUGAUGGAUCAAGUGACAUAUGGUUAUACUAUUAUUAUUAUUCCCCCAUAAAGAGUAUUAUAAAUAAUGUGUCUAUGGGUGAUGGCUAGUUUUGUUUUCUUCCGUUUUUUCAAUCUCUACUUUAUAUGUUGGAUUUGAUACUCUUGCGAGGCAAUUGAUUUUAUUUUAUCAUACACUUUUUUUUUUUUUUUUGGAGAAUUGUUCACGCUUUACGUGAUUUGGUUUUAAUACGGGGUUACAGUACACUACACUCUCCCAAUCCAAUUACUCCAAUUGAUAUUAUUAUUGAUUUUCUUUCCCCGUAGUAUCUAGCUGAAUAAAAUAAUUCUAUCAUUCUCAACUUAACGCUAAUAUCAUGUGGUAUAAUCAUGCUAGACCAUAUGUAGUUUAGCUUUAUUUACAUCCGUUGCUCCCCAGAACAAUGCCACAGCAACGACCAUCGCAAAC
Messenger RNA from Blastomyces dermatitidis ER-3, 3123 nucleotides. RefSeq names its product MFS transporter, variant. Gene Ontology annotation, molecular function: transmembrane transporter activity. NCBI's taxonomy places the organism in Eukaryota, Fungi, Ascomycota, Eurotiomycetes, Onygenales, Ajellomycetaceae. The record is from RefSeq and is a predicted model, not a curated record. The coding region runs from base 1040 to 2548 and encodes 502 amino acids. The transcript has 5 exons. Gene Ontology annotation, biological process: transmembrane transport.